AGACAACACGAGAUCCCCUGAAAAGUGAAAACCAAACAAACCAAAGCUUCAAGAAAAUCAUGAACGUAGAUGAAGAAAUUGAGCAACUCAAAGAAGAAAUCAAACGACUUGGCCACAAACAAAACGAUGGAUCUUACAAGGUGACAUUUGGCGUGCUGUUCAACGAUGACAGAUGUGCAAACAUCUUCGAGGCGCUUGUAGGGACACUAAGAGCAGCCAAAAAACGUAAAAUUAUGACAUAUGAUGGAGAGUUACUACUACAAGGUGUUCAUGACAAUGUUGAGAUAAUACUAAAAGAAGCAGCAUGAUUCAUCCAUAUAAUCACAAAGUCUACAUUUUUCAUGUUUUACUUUUCUUGAAUGUUAGACCAAAACCCUCCAAUGUCUAUAAUACAAGAUGCUAUAACUUACGGGA
Lactuca virosa is the source of this 414-nucleotide messenger RNA. The record is from the annotation of a GenBank genome assembly. NCBI's taxonomy places the organism in Eukaryota, Viridiplantae, Streptophyta, Magnoliopsida, Asterales, Asteraceae.